Molecule: messenger RNA, 2790 nt
Organism: Nomascus leucogenys (northern white-cheeked gibbon)
Lineage: Eukaryota; Metazoa; Chordata; Mammalia; Primates; Hylobatidae
Gene: ACSM5
Product: acyl-CoA synthetase medium chain family member 5
Biological process (GO): acyl-CoA metabolic process; fatty acid biosynthetic process
Cellular component (GO): mitochondrial matrix
Molecular function (GO): fatty-acyl-CoA synthase activity; fatty acid ligase activity
Source: RefSeq, a predicted model, not a curated record
GCAUUUGGGGCUGAAGUUCCCUGUGGGAGGCUGUUUUCUGAGGGAGCCGAGUGUUUACAGGCACUCAGGCCUGCUCCGCUCAGCUGAAGCAGAAAACAGAGACCUUCUGCAGUGCUUUCGUUCAAGAGGAAGACAGGAGGCGACCCCAUGAGACCAUGGCUGAGACACCUAGUCCUCCAGGCACUGAGGAACUCCAGGGCAUUCUGUGGGUCUCGCAGGCAGCCAGCACAUCUACCUGUUCCUCAGAAGAUCGUGGCCACCUGGGAAGCCAUCAGCCUGGGAAGGCAGCCGGUGCCUGAGUACUUCAACUUUGCCCAUGACGUGCUGGAUGUGUGGAGUCGGCUGGAAGAGGCUGGACACCGCCCCCCAAAUCCUGCCUUCUGGUGGGUCAAUGGCACAGGAGCAGAGAUCAAGUGGAGCUUUGAGGAGCUGGGGAAGCAGUCCAGGAAGGCAGCCAAUGUGCUGGGGGGUGCAUGCAGCCUGCAGCCUGGGGACAGAAUGAUGCUGGUACUCCCACGGCUCCCGGAGUGGUGGCUGGUCAGUGUGGCUUGUAUGCGGACAGGGACAGUGAUGAUUCCGGGUGUCACUCAGCUGACGGAGAAGGACCUCAAGUACCGGCUGCAGGCGUCCAGGGCCAAGUCCAUUAUCACCAGUGACUCCCUAGCUCCAAGGGUGGAUGCCAUCAGCGCCGAAUGCCCCUCCCUCCAGAUCAAGCUGCUGGUGUCAGACAGCAGUCGGCCAGGCUGGUUGAACUUCAGGGAACUCCUCCGGGAGGCAUCUACAGAGCACAACUGCGUGAAGACAAAGAGUCGAGACCCGCUGGCCAUCUACUUCACCAGCGGAACCACCGGGGCCCCCAAGAUGGUCGAGCACUCCCAGAGCAGCUACGGACUGGGUUUUGUGGCCAGCGGAAGACAGUGGGUGGCUUUGACCGAAUCGGACAUCUUCUGGAACACGACUGACACUGGCUGGGUGAAGGCAGCCUGGACUCUCUUCUCUGCCUGGCCUAAUGGAUCUUGCAUUUUUGUGCAUGAGCUGCCCCGAGUUGAUGCCAAAGUUAUCCUGAAUACUCUCUCCACAUUCCCGAUAACCACCCUCUGCUGUGUCCCAACCAUCUUUCGGCUGCUUGUGCAGGAGGAUCUGACCAGGUACCAGUUUCAGAGCCUGAGGCACUGUUUGACUGGAGGAGAGGCCCUCAACCCUGACGUGAGGGAGAAGUGGAAACGCCAGACAGGCGUGGAGCUGUAUGAAGGCUAUGGACAGUCUGAAACGGUUGUCGUCUGUGCCAAUCCAAAAGGCAUGAAAAUCAAGUCUGGAUCCAUGGGGAAGGCGUCCCCACCCUACGAUGUGCAGAUUGUGGAUGAUGAGGGUAACGUCCUGCCUCCUGGAGAAGAGGGGAAUGUUGCCAUCCGUAUCAGACCCACCCGGCCCUUCUGUUUCUUCAAUUGCUAUUUGGACAAUCCUGAGAAGACAGCUGCAUCAGAACAAGGGGACUUUUACAUCACAGGGGACCGAGCUCGCAUGGACAAGGAUGGCUACUUUUGGUUCGUGGGAAGAAAUGAUGAUGUGAUCAAUUCUUCAAGCUACCGGAUCGGGCCUGUUGAAGUGGAAAGCGCCCUGGCAGAGCAUCCUGCCGUCCUGGAGUCGGCCGUGGUCAGCAGCCCAGACCCCAUCAGGGGAGAGGUGGUUAAGGCAUUUAUAGUCCUUACUCCAGCCUACUCCUCUCAUGACCCAGAGGCACUAGUGCGGGAACUCCAGGAGCAUGUGAAAAGGGUGACUGCUCCAUACAAAUACCCCAGGAAGGUGGUCUUUGUUUCAGAACUGCCAAAGACAGUUUCUGGAAAGAUCCAAAGGAGUAAAUUGCGAAGUCAGGAGUGGGGGAAAUGAGGUGCAACCCCAGGAAGGCCCCAUAGACCUCCGAAGACUCCACGAAAAACUAAUGGAUCACUGGUCAGCCCCCAUGGGGAGCAUCAUCUCUUCAACCCUAAAGAUGUCAAAGGCGUGCAGCUUCCAAACGGCAUCCCCAGGAUCACUGGGCAAUGCUGGAAAGAGCAAAAGAAUAUCAUUGGCCCUGACCACAUAGAUGCUGCACUGCCUAGCAAAUGCUUGGUGGUUUGACUUCUCCCCCUGUCUGGGGACAGGCUCAGCAUCUGCCCACUGGUCUCACUAAAAGCUUUCAGAUUUCCCUCCAUAGAACAGGUUACUGUAGGCUUGGGGCACUUGUGGGUACUCAUUCUCUGCUAGUGGGAAUGUAAAGGCUUCAUCCUUUGUAUGCAACCAUUUGGUAAAAGUAUGCAGGAACAUAAAAUAAAAUAUCCUUUAGCUCAGAAAUUCUACCUUCGGGAAUCACCACAAAAGAAAAAAAAUCCAAAUGCAGAAAAUGUGUGGUGCACUAAGAUGAUCACGCAGCAUUAAAACUAAAAAAAAAAAUUAACAAAUUAACAUCCAAACAACAAAGAAAUGAUUAACAAAAUUGUAGUAGAUUAACUCAAUAACAUAUGAUGUGGCCAUUAAAAUAUUUAAGGGUAGUUUGGUAUGUCUUGGGAAAAGUGUAAGCUAUAUUAAUUUUAAAAAUCAGAAUAAAAAUAUUUGCAUACCGGAGAAUCUGAACUCUGAAAAAUAAAGGGAAAACUGUAGUUAAUUGUUAUUUUCCUGGAGAUUGAGGAGGGAGGGAGAGAAAAUAAUGGAUGGUAGUUUUUCUUCUUCCUUUUUCCACUACAUUUCUGUAUUUUCCAAGUUUUUGUACUAAGCACAAACAACUAUUUUAAUGAAAAAGUUAUGUUAAAGAAA